CUCUAGUAACUGGGCACAAACAGUGCGGGGAACACACGUCUCAUCGGGAAACUGAAAACAGUUUCACUGACAUUUCGGAAUCACCUGACAUUCACCGCUGUCCGUUGCAUCGUUUGGACAUCGCCAUCUCGUAGUGAAAUGGGCCGACUCGGAUACAUAUAACUAUUUAUAAAUUCUCAAUCUGAAACGUGUGUUCAGUGGAGUGGUUGCUGAGCUCGGCCCCUCGCGUCCCGCGGUUCCGGACGUGUCAAAAUUCACGUGUUAACAUGAAAACCGCCAAUUUUCUAACUGUGCCAAAAACAUUCAAAUAAACUUUAAGUUUACUUUAAGUGAGUUUUGUGAUGUAACGGUGAAUUGAAAUGGAAUUCGUAGUGUUAAUUUCGAGAGACAAGAAAAGUUAACGUCAUGUAAAUUAUCCAAUGUUUACCUCUACAGUGUUGUGAAUGACGAUUAGUUUUAAUAAAUUAGAUAAAAGUUGAAAGUGACAGAGCUAUGUAGGUGACGUAUGAUUAGAAAGGGCGACCUUUCAUAGACUAGUUGGUUGUGAUAAAUUAAAGAAAUACCUGCCGGUUCACGCUUGAUUCUCUCCUCUGCUGGCUACCUGUCAAAGACUUAUCAAUAAUCUGGUUGUAUAAUUCUCGUGAGUUGUGAUUAACUCAAAUAAAAAUAAGAUUAUUUAUGUAUCACUCAGUGAUGUAGCUUAGGUACUUAUGUGAAUAUUAUCAUCUACAUGUUUUGGUGUUUGCUAAAAAUGUCGAUAAAAAGGUUGUUGUGUUCCUCUCGGAACUAACUUUGGCUAUAUUUCCCUCGAGGUUGUGAAUACUACAAUAAAGAACUGAAAGCAAAAACUUGGAGGCCCCAUUAUCAUUCAGAUGGGAAUAUGCCAUAUAAUGGAGGUUGUUUACAUAUAAAGUGAUACAGUGAAAUAUUUGGACAAAUUUUGAUGUGCUUGGAAGAAAAAUAAGAAGAGGUUUCAUUAUCAAGGAUGAGGUGGUAACGGCUCCGGAGCGGCAACGCCCAUGUUGUGAUGGCUGCAGUUAAUUCGGUGCAGACGUCGCGGCUGCCGCUGCCGACGUUCUCACCGCGUGCCGUGCUGAUGUACAGCGCGGCGGUGGGGGGCGAGGGCGCGGUUGCUCUGCAGCUCCGCGAGGCAGCUCCGGGCGAGGUCGAUGACCGCCUCGCCAUCGCCUGCCACGAGCCCGAACUGUUGGCCGACCUGCUGCACGCCGCCGCCGACAUUGACGGUGAACAUGGCGGGUUUACAGCAUUGCUAGGGGCAGCUUCCCCCGACUUAGCCCUGGCUUCUGAUGCCUCUGACAGCCUCCCCAUGCCAGACACUGAUACCGAGUGCACAUCGUCGUCACCUAGCGGCGUGCUGAGCGGCAUCACGACGGUGUCGGUGGCGGUCACGGGCAUUGAUCCGCGGCCGCCGCUCGCAGCCAAGAAGGUGCGACCCAAACCUGCCUCACCGAACCGACAGGGCCCGCAACAGUGUCAAGUAUGCAACAAGAUCUUCGGCAACGCGUCGGCCCUGGCGAAGCACAAGCUAACACACAGUGACGAACGCAAAUAUGUCUGCAUCACGUGCGCCAAAGCCUUCAAGAGACAGGACCACCUCAACGGCCACAUGCUAACCCAUCGGAACAAAAAGCCGUACGAGUGCAAAGCGGACGGGUGCGGCAAGUCCUACUGCGACGCCAGGUCGCUGCGGCGACACACCGAAAACCAUCACCAACCGCCCGCUGAGCCAAGUACAAGCAGCACAUCGACCACCACUUCGACGGGCACAGCUGACCGGGAUUCGAACCCGCACCGGGUGUCGUCGCCCACCUCACCCGCUAACCACCGCGCCAACCCACCGCACUCCGAGUCAAGCAACUCUGGUUCCGAAAAGUCGCAUGGCACAAGCACGAGCGCCAGCGGGAGCGAGAGCAGCCCGCCGAGCACGCCGCCCGCGCCCCCCACGCCUCUCACCCCCCCAACGAGGGCCAAGCCCAAAUCCAGCCACAGCAGACCAAAGUCCUCUACGACCAAGAAAUCGGCUGCUCGAGAUCAAUUGGCGGCCCAUCAAGCAACUCAAAAGUCAGCCAGUGGGAGCGGCGGAAGCUCAGCGGCGAGCGGCGCGGCUACCUUAGCGGCAAGGCUCAACGAGGCCAAGCCAGUGGAGUGCAACCUUUGCCAUCGCAAGUUCAAGAACAUCCCGGCACUUAACGGACACAUGCGGUUACAUGGCGGUUAUUUUAAAAAGGACUCGGAUAACAAGAAACUGGAUAAGAAGGAGUCGACUGGCCCGCCAUUGCAGACUGCCUCCGUGUCAGUCAGAGCUCUUAUCGAAGAGAAGAUCAUCAGCCGACGAGGAGCCACGGCCACAGCGUCUACUAGUUGUACAAUCACGGAAGCAGCCAGUUCCCGAAGCGGUUUCGUCGCGCCAGCUCCGCCGCCAUUGUCCAGCUUGCGCACUUCAUCAUCACCGGUGUCAUCCUCAGCCACGUCACAGUUCGUGUCGCCCCGUGCACCACCAGUUGUCACCAUCGCCACUAACGUCACUUCCAAUAUGACUGUAGCUCAUAGGGACUCUACGCUUAUUGAGUUGUUGAAGAAGGGGAACACGAAGGUUGUCAAACGCUCAGCAUCAGAUCCUGGACAAUCAUCACCGCAACAAGAUUUUACUUUUCGCCCCGAACUGUUUGGAGUCUCAUUCAACUCCGACGACGGUUACUUCUCGCCAGCUCUGAAUGAUGACACCUUCCAGUUCACGACAACGCCAGAACAUCUAGAAGACCUGGCUUCUUUGGAAGACUAUGCUACAGUAGCGGCAUCUAUACGAGAGCGAUCACCAGUGACAUUUCCAUCUAGUCGACGACUUGCGGCUGUCCUUAACUCUCCUUUGCCGGAAUCCUUAGCAGACUUUGGGGCUUGUCAUGGAGGAUCUCCAGUUCCGUCGCCAGGGAUGGGCUACACCGCAAGUUCACCAGGGCUGUCGUACACGACGGGAGAUUCACCAGGAUUGGCAUACGCUGCUUCGCCUGGUGGAAGCUAUUCAACGCAACCUGAGCCUUCCCCGGGCCUGGGCUAUCCCACUCCACCAGCCUCUCACGACGCUCACUCACCAGCGCACACAGUACCGAGAGCGUCGUCUCCGUUGUCUGCAGCGUUCUUUACUGCCACUAUGUCUAGUCAAGAAGAGGUGGAAGAAGCUUUAGAAGAAGUUCUGCCUGAAGAAUGCCGGUCACUAGAUGCCUAUACCUUAGAGCCUUCGCCGACGCCCAGACGGAUAAUGCUGAACUCAGAAGACCCAUUGCUGUCGAGUAGUCCACGAGACUUCUCACACCAAAGGCCUGCUCGUCGACAUCGCAUGAUGAGCUCUAUGAAUCAGUGGCAACACGAUGCAGGUUCCCUUCAGGUGUGCGUAGAGGGUCGAGACACCGUGCCCGCGGUGUUCCUGAGCCCGAGCAGCGUGCCCGCGUCGCCGCGCCGCAAGCGCCGCGCGUCCCCCGCGGGCCCCUACCGCUCGCGCAUGCGCCGACACAACACCCACUACACGCCGCAGCCUAUCCUGCCUCCGGACAGAGAGGGGUCCGGGCUGCUAGCUGAACUCAUUGCUGGCCUACCAUCAUCAGAAACAGACGUGCUAUCUCAAGAGCCGCGACACCCGCAGAUCAACAUUGGCCGCGACCACCAAGCAGAGAUACCAGAGCUGUAUAAUGAUCGCAUCGACCUCCAUCGAGCGCCCGAACAGUUGCUCUGGGAUCCUGGCAUCAACGACUGCUUAGAUGAUAACGAAGUGCGCAUGUUCAUGGAGCUGGCGAUGUGCGCGGCGAUGCCGGUGGGCGGGCACACGCGCGAGUUCGCGCUGCAGACGCUGGGCGAGUGCGGCGGCGACGUGCGCGCGGCCACGCUGCGGCUCAUGGCGCGCGCCGCCGCGCCCGCGCUGCGCGAGCCGCGCUGGACGCCCGACGAGCUCGAGGCCUUCCUCGCCGGCCUCGCGCACUACGACAAGGACUUUUACAGGAUCGCGCAGCUGGUACGGACAAAGGACUCGAAGCAGUGCGUGCAAUUUUACUACUUCUGGAAGAAGGUGACCAAAGACUACAAGACACUGUACCUCCGGAGCUGGAUAUCGGAGCAAUCAUCACAAGGUUCAGUCCAGGCGCUAAACUCCGCAACUUCGUCGACGAUCAAUACUUCGUGCUCGCCGUCGUCUUUCGACAGCGAGGAGUUUCCAUGCAAGAUUUGCGGGAAAGUAUUUAACAAAGUAAAAAGUCGUAGCGCGCACAUGAAGUCGCACCGGCCACUCGACGCCGAGACCAAACGGCCUAAACUCGAAAAGCCUUAUGAAAAGGUCGAGAGACCGGAUGAGAGGCCCCACGCGACGGCCGAAUACCAAACUAGACCCACGUAACUGUACCGACUCCUUGCGCACUCAUGCGACCCUCUCUUGACACUCUCAUACCUCCCGCAUUCCCCCUCCCCUCCCUUUGUCUAAUUUUGUCGCCACUUUAAGCAGCUUUGUCACAGCGAUUUAAAAAAAAAUUAUGCAUACAUUAAGCGCAAAUUGUUGACUGUUGAAGUUGAAGUACUACUACUGUACUACUGCACUGGAUCUUAGAUGCUCUUUCGUGAUUGUCUUGUUUCUUAUAGCCGAAUAACUUUGUCCGGAUGAUCCUAUCCGAUUUAUACCAAACGAAACUUUAAUGGUUUUUCUCUUUAAUCUUUUCCUAUAAUUCCAUCAAGUUUAUUACCUAGAUUAGUACAGAAACCUAUACACAAAUAAUCAGAAAAGUGGUUUCUUUUGUGAUCAAAUGCAAAAAUGCGAAUCAAAGCAAACGAGAUAAUUUAACCCUUCCCUGCGCCCACGCACCCCUCACCUCAGACAUGAGUGUCUCGCUCGGACUCGGAGAAAUGCUGAAUCACGCCAAGCAUUUACUAUGAUUACAAAAUAGAUUAUAGAUACAAAGUGAUCUGAGAAGAGAGCAACGUAGUGACUAGUAGCUAGAGAAAGAAUAGCUUUGGGUAUAUUAAACGGAUUGCCUAAUAAAUAAUACUAUUUCGAAAUUCUCGUAAUGCUAAGCUUGAAGAGAGCGCAUAAAGAUAUUUUGUAUAACGAUUGAUAUAGAUAGGUAGUUCUUCGUAAAGUUUUUAUAUGACAGACUUCUUAAUGUGACUUGCAAGUGUGAUGUUGUAAAUAAUAAACAGUAGAUCAUUGUUAACGCUACGGUUCAUGAUGGGCGAGCACUUUCGUUCUAUGUAAUACGAGUAUAUAGUUACGUAUGAUAAGUCGUGUAGUAACUACACUACCUCGUUUAUAUAUAUGUUGAGUUUUGCGAGCCCAGCUCACUUUAUAGCGUCAGAUCUUCGCGGUGCGAGUCUAUCUGGCGCUUUACAUUUGCUUGUUUGCUCAUUGUCAUGUUAUUUAUUUUGUAUUACUUUUACCUUUUGUUCUUUUUUUUCUAAUCUUAUUAGAAAAAUCAAUGCGCAAAUUCUUUCAGGCGUAUUUAUUGUAGUUAUAUUAGUUAAUAUGAAUUCAAUUCAGGAUCCGAAUCUACUAGUCACAUAUCGACGUUAUUUCUGCACAAAUUUAAAUAAAUUUUCUAAAUAUUAUUCGUUGUGUUUGAACUUCUAUGAAAUUAGGGUCAAGUCAUCAAGAAAUAAUAUAUACAUCAAAAACGGUAUACAAAAGACAAGCAUUAAUUUUCCGUCCAAAAAUACCGUUCAAAUAGAAAGCGAGACCUACUACUCA
This is a messenger RNA of Plodia interpunctella (Indianmeal moth), 5740 nucleotides long. RefSeq lists its product as uncharacterized. The coding region runs from base 1028 to 4402 and encodes 1124 amino acids. The record is from RefSeq and is a predicted model, not a curated record. Gene Ontology annotation, molecular function: transcription corepressor activity. NCBI's taxonomy places the organism in Eukaryota, Metazoa, Arthropoda, Insecta, Lepidoptera, Pyralidae. Gene Ontology annotation, cellular component: histone deacetylase complex; transcription regulator complex. Gene Ontology annotation, biological process: negative regulation of DNA-templated transcription; regulation of transcription by RNA polymerase II. The transcript is spliced from 21 exons.